CCGAGGCCGCGGUGCCAGUGCUCCCACUGCUCCCGCUGCCUCCAGCGCUCAGCGUCUCGCCGCCGCCCCGUCGCCACCCCGCCGACACCAUGGAGGCCAUCAAGAAGAAGAUGCAGAUGCUGAAGCUGGACAAGGAGAACGCCAUCGACCGCGCCGAGCAGGCGGAGGCUGACAAGAAGCAAGCAGAGGACCGCUGCAAGCAGCUGGAGGAGGAACAGCAGAGUCUGCAGAAGAAACUGAAGGGCACAGAGGAUGAGGUGGAGAAGUACUCUGAGUCUGUCAAGGAGGCCCAGGAGAAGCUGGAGCAGGCGGAGAAGAAAGCUACAGACGCUGAGGCUGAAGUGGCUUCUCUGAACCGCCGUAUCCAGCUGGUGGAGGAGGAGCUGGACCGAGCCCAGGAGCGUCUGGCCACUGCCCUGCAGAAAUUGGAAGAGGCUGAAAAAGCAGCUGAUGAGAGUGAGAGAGGCAUGAAGGUCAUCGAAAACAGGGCCAUGAAAGAUGAGGAGAAGAUGGAGCUCCAGGAAAUGCAGCUGAAGGAGGCAAAGCACAUAGCAGAGGAGGCUGACCGCAAAUACGAGGAGGUUGCUCGCAAGCUGGUUGUCCUUGAGGGAGAGCUGGAGCGCUCAGAGGAGAGAGCAGAGGUGGCAGAGAGCCGCAUGAGACAGCUGGAAGAAGAGCUGCGGACCAUGGACCAGUCUCUCAAAUCCCUCAUUGCCUCAGAGGAAGAGUACUCCACCAAGGAGGACAAGUACGAGGAGGAAAUCAAGCUUCUAGGGGAAAAACUGAAGGAGGCUGAGACCCGGGCAGAGUUUGCAGAGAGAUCUGUGGCCAAGCUGGAGAAAACUAUUGACGACCUAGAAGAGAACCUGGCCAGUGCCAAAGAAGAGAACGUGGGCAUCCACCAGGUUCUGGACCAGACUUUGUUGGAGCUGAACAACCUCUGAGCUGUGCUGGGGAGCCCCCAUCCCUCUCCCUUACCCCACACAUGCACCCCGCUGGCACGCUCAGGAUGUUAUCAGCUGAACUGCGUUUUGGCCAAAUCCACACGUCCAUUGAGAAGGGAAGCCCUGCAGCCUUAGACUAUGGCUUGCAGGAAUCUUGUCUGUCCACAGCCUGACUGGCUUUGUCCUGUCUUCAUGUCCCAAUAUUAAAGCAGUUUGACAAGA
Colius striatus (speckled mousebird) is the source of this 1166-nucleotide messenger RNA. RefSeq names its product tropomyosin 2 (gene TPM2). The coding region runs from base 90 to 944 and encodes 284 amino acids. Gene Ontology annotation, molecular function: actin filament binding. The record is from RefSeq and is a predicted model, not a curated record. Gene Ontology annotation, biological process: actin filament organization; muscle contraction. Gene Ontology annotation, cellular component: actin filament. The transcript has 9 exons. NCBI's taxonomy places the organism in Eukaryota, Metazoa, Chordata, Aves, Coliiformes, Coliidae.